Sardina pilchardus (European sardine) is the source of this 3613-nucleotide messenger RNA. It is a transcript of the gene ripk4, whose product is annotated as receptor-interacting serine-threonine kinase 4. The transcript is spliced from 8 exons. Bases 122 to 2656 code for a protein of 844 amino acids. Gene Ontology annotation, molecular function: protein binding; protein kinase activity; ATP binding. NCBI's taxonomy places the organism in Eukaryota, Metazoa, Chordata, Actinopteri, Clupeiformes, Clupeidae. Gene Ontology annotation, biological process: protein phosphorylation. The record is from RefSeq and is a predicted model, not a curated record.
ACAGUUAGUUCAGGUGAGAGAAAAAACGGUGGAAAGUCUGGUGAAAGAACUGUGAAAGAACCAUCGAGGUUUUUCCACCUGCCGCAAAAAAAAAACAAACUUUUAAAGAAGAAUCAAGAAGAUGGAUGUGUUAGAGAACUCCCCAGGGAACAUGGGGCUACUGAAAAUGUUUGACUCUGCCGAGUUUGGGAGUUGGGAAAAGAUUGGCUCCGGAGGAUUUGGCCAAGUGUACAAAGUACGACACCACCAGUGGAAGACCUGGUUGGCUAUCAAAUGCCCCCCUAGCUUACAUGUGGAUGACAAGGAACGCGCCGAGCUGCUGGAGGAGGCCAAGAAGAUGGAGGCGGCCAAGUUCCGCUACAUCCUGCCGGUGUACGGCAUCUGCAGCGACCCGCAGGGCCUGGUGAUGGAGUACAUGGAGAUGGGCUCGCUGGAGUCGCUGCUGGUGUCCGAGCCGCUGCCCUGGAGCCUGCGCUUCCGCAUCAUCCACGAGACGGCCGUGGGCAUGAACUUCCUGCACUGCAUGAGCCCGCCCCUCCUGCACCUGGACCUCAAGCCCGCCAACAUCCUGCUGGACGCGCACUACCACGUCAAGAUCUCAGACUUUGGUCUUGCCAGGUGGAAUGGCUUCUCCCAGGCCGAUGACAUAAGCCGGGAUGGUUUCUGUGGCACUAUCGCUUACCUGCCCCCAGAGAGGAUCAUCGAGAAGGACAAGGUCUCGGACACCAAGCACGAUGUGUACAGCUUUGCCAUUGUAAUCUGGGGUAUUCUGACACAGAAGAAGCCAUAUCAAGGGGAGAACAACAUCCUCCACAUCAUGGUGAAGGUGGUGAAGGGGGCACGUCCCGACCUGGGCGCCGUGCCCCGCAGUCGGCCCCCAGCCUGCGCCGGCUUCCUGGCCCUCAUGCAGCGGUGCUGGGCAGACUCGCCCAGUGCCAGACCCAGCUUCCAGGAGAUCACGUCAGAGGCAGAGGAGCUCUACUCCAGGCCACAGGACGAAAACAAAGGCUCCACCCUAGAGCUCCACACCAGCCCGUGUACAACACUCAGACCCCCUGAGCAGGCCAAAGAUCAGAAGGCACCGGUGAGGCCAAAGUCUGCCAUGCUGCCAGAGAAGGACUGCAGUCUGUCGGAGUUGCUGAGUCAACUUGACUCGGGGAUCUCGCGCAGCUUCGGCCCCGUCAAAGAGGACUGCCUCCAGAGCAAAGACAACACCAGCAAGAGGCUGUCGGGCAUCUCCUCCGUGGACUCGGCCUUCUCCUCCCAGGGUUCCAUCACCCUCUCCUUUGAGAAAGAGAGCACUGUAAAUGACUCUUGCGAGGUGCAGAGGCGUAAGCUGUGCGAUGCCAUCCGUACGGAGGACAUCGCCAAGCUGAUGAAGAUCCUGCAGCCGCAGGACGUGGACCUGCUUCUAGAAGGCGGCGGAAGCCUCCUGCACUACGCCGUGGGCCUGGCCAACGAGGAGGCGGUCAAGUUCCUGCUGCUCAGCAACGUCAACCCCAACCUGGCCGACGCCCGCGCCGCCACGCCCCUCCACCUGGCCGCCGAGAAGCGCCUGAAGGGCAUCGCCGAGGUGCUGCUCAGCCGCAAGACCACCAACGUCAACGCCAAGGACGAGGACCAGUACACGGCGCUGCACUUCACGGCGCAGAACGGCGACGAGGUGCUGACCCGGCUGCUGCUGGACCGCGGCGCGUCCAUCAACGAGGUGGACGCCCAGGGCCGCACGCCGGCGCACAUCGCCUGCCACCACGGCCAGGAGCAGGUGGUGCGCGUGCUGCUGAGCCGCGGGGCGGACGUGCGCGUCCCGGGCAAGGACGACUGGACGGCGCUGCACCUGGCCGCCUGGCAGGGCCACCUGGGCAUCGUGAAGCUGCUGGUGAAGCAGGCGGGCGCCGACAUGGACGGGCAGACCACGGACGGCCAGACGCCGCUGCACCUGGCGUCCAAGAGGGGCCAGUACCGGGUGGCGCGCAUCCUGGUGGAGCUGGGCGCCAGCGUCCACCUGCGGGCCGACGGCGGGCACACGCCGCUGCACGUGGCCGCCGAGACCGGCCACACGAGCACCUCGCGCCUGCUGGUCAAGCACGGCGCCGACAUCCAGGCGCGGAGCGCGCAGGGCUGCACGGCGCUGCACCUGGCCGCCCAGAGGGGCCACCUGCCCACCACGCGCAUGCUGCUGGAGGCCGAGGCCGACCCGCGGAGCGUGACCCGGGCGCUGCGCGCCGCCUGCCACCUGGCGGCCGAGGAGGGCCACGGCGAGGUGGUGCGCGAGCUGCUGGCCGCCUGGCCGGACGCCGCCGCCGUGCAGGACGAGCAUGGGCUCACGCCGCUGCACCUGGCCGUGCGCGGCGGACACACGAGCAUCACCUGCCUGCUGCUCAGCCGCGGCGUGGAGCUGCCCGCGCCCGCGCCCACGUCCACGCCUACGCCGUCCCCGUCGCCCUCGGCCAUCGCCCCGCCCUGCCCGCCCACCAUCCCGGAGCCCGACGAGGACCUGUCGCAGCUGGAGGACACGAUCGCGGCAGCUCAGGAGGCCUUGCCGCUCCAGAGGAGGGUGGUGGUGUUGAAACUGACAGAGAAGGGGCUGGUGGAGCCCCUCUCCCCACAGACGGGGCCUGGAGCAGGGGCUCUGUGUUCCUCUGCUCAGUGCUGAGUGGAGGCAGGAGGAGACCACCGCACACCACAGACUAUACAGCUGCCUCCCUGGUAGAAACACACACACACACACACACACACACACACGCACACACACGGAUUAAUACAUACAGUCAAUCACACACACUCCAUUCUAAAUGUACCACAACACAGGCUGCAGGAGAAAGGAGACUCUCAUUUUGAAAGAGGCAGCAGUUGUGUUUGUGGAUGGAUAUACAUGUCAUGUACAUAGUGUAAUUUGUUGUUAUGGUGGUCAAUAUAGUCUCGAAAAGUUGGUCCAGAGAAAUACCUAAGGCUUUGUCAGUUGUUUGCAAGUCAUUUAUUUUACCACAAUAGAGCCCAAUUCUUUGUUUAUCACAUUGUACAUAGAAACAAACUGAAUACCUUUGUCUUUCCUCAUCGGUUCAUUAGUUAUUGGCCUUGUUGGGUUGUUUUUCACUUUUGAUAGCCUGCUAUUUGUAGUCACCUGCUGUAGCCUAAAAUUUGGAAAGUACCUCACUCUCAAAAUCUCAAAAUGUUCAGUAUCUCACCACCUGUACCAGUAUGCCACACCCCAGUAGAUUUUUAAAAAUAUGGACAACUCUAGAAGUAGUUUUUAUUGGUUGAUUCUGUUACCGGCAGUACUUAUAGAUUUAUAGAGAUUUGUAGAAUGUAGGCAAUAUUAUAGGAGGCUCAAGAAUGUAAGUGUGUGUAUGUGUGUGAGAGAGAAAAUUUGCAUGAAUGUGUUUAUGUGUUUGUGUGCAUGUCAUUGCAUGUACUCUGCCUUGCAUAUGGCCAACAUGAUUCCUUUUUUAAACAUGUAUUAUUUUUAUAUUCAUGCCAUGCCAUGUCAUUGUUAUUAAGCUACACUUCAUUUUGUAUUAUGCAUCUGUCUGACUAUGUAUCUAUAGUGUUUGCACAGUUUCACUUUUUUAUUCAAAGGAAAAUACAGUAAAUGUAUUUAAAGUUAAAAGAC